GCCGGCUAAGUCAGUGCGCGUUUGACUGCUUGACACGGCGGAGCUUCCGAAAAUAAUACAAACACCCACCUGUACAUUAUUAUGAGUAUGUGUUUGAGUUACGACAACAAAUUGGUAGAAUUGUUACUCGAUGUUUGUGUAGAGUGCUUCAAUCAUCAACAGCAAUCGGUGCAAAAGUUACUGGUCAGACGGUUGUACUACACUGACGAUGUGGUUUUGUGAAUAAACAAACUGAACUUUUCUUAUAGUAUAUACGUAGUUUAUAUCGUGUUUUCUUAAUUAUAUUACAAAAUGUCAACUGGAAAACGUCUAGCCAAACGCUCCAUCAUCGGCACCAGAGUCUGUGCCCCCGGAGAAGACGGCAAAUACUACUGCGGAGUCAUCAAAGCCGUCAAAACUCCGGCAAAUCACCAAGAAAACAACAACUGCAUAAAUCUCACACCGAACACCAUUUACACUGUUCACUUCGAUUCGAGGCAAGGAAACCUCGGUAGAACCACCGCCGAAUUCCUCGAAAACGAUCUCAUAGGUCCCGGUUUCCAAUCUGUCUUGGGCACCGAACUAGUGGCCGGCCAAAAAUGUUUCGUCACGUACAAUGGACGGGAAGUUUGCGGGGACGUUUGCAAACAUCACGCCGAAACCGACGAAGUCAUCAUCAGAAUUCACCCGACAGGAAUCGACGCUCCCUUCGAAGUCCAAAAACGUUUGGAGGAAGUGAGACUUCUGGAGUCCAGAAAAAGCGCCAGACUGGCAGAUCAAGAUACCGAUUUUGCCAGGUUGGCAGACAUGGCCGGCGACAGAAAAAGAACUGCCUCCCAUACCAUAGAUGUUCCAGCGCCAUCUUUCCAUCACGGAUCUCGCAAAAGACGUCCAAGUCACAGCCAAGAUGACCUGCCAUUGGCCAAAGACAGUCAAAUGGACGAGUGCAGUGCUGCAUUGGUCCUCAUGAGCCUAUCGUGUUCCCCUCAUUCGCCAAAUUUAUCAGCAUUUUCGUCCUGGUUAAGCACAUCCCCAGGAAGCAGCAGCUCUUCUGCUUCGUACAGAUCGACCCCUUCCCCACCCCCAAGGACGUACUCCCCAAAUUCUACUCCACUGUCCACGAGUUCCGUAUCGGAUGAAGGGAUCGUUAUGGAUGACCCUGAUGAGAUGCCCAGGAAGAAAAAGAAUAUCACAAGAAUAGUAUUCCAGUGUACGUGGCCUAGUUGCAUGAAAACCACACAUAAUUGCGAGGAUAUUGAGCACCACGUCAGGACUGAACAUCUAAAAGACAAAGCCUGCGACGAAAACGAGGAAGAGUUCUACUACACCGAGCUGGAGAUCGGGCUGACGAGCCCGGGGCCCACUUUAUCGCACCGCGACAUGGCCCGACCGCCUCACGAGGACCCCGACUACCAGAGGGCGUUAGUCGGCAACUUCCGCCAGAGCCUGCUCAACGCUCCAAUCAUAAUCCCGCAAUCGCCCCACAAACUGAUCAAGCUGUCUCCGAGACCCAACAGCCCAAAAAUGCCCGUCUCCCCACGCAGGGUGCGAGGGGAAAACAAAAAGUGCCGCAAGGUCUACGGAAUGGAGCACCGAGAGCAGUGGUGCACGCAAUGCAAGUGGAAAAAGGCUUGCAGUCGAUUCGGGGACUGAAGAAAACAGAGGAUGCCAGUGCAAAGAGACGCUAAAGUGAAUCCAAUAUUGUGUUCUACUACAUAAAUCAUCUAAUUUUAAAUAAGGGACUAUGAAACGCAAACGGUUCACCCCCGAGAACCACCUCCCCAAACAGAUCUCAUACUGCACUACCUACAGUACAAUUAUGAUAUUUAUAUCGUCUCGUGUGUUGCUCAAGAAAUUUAUCUUCAAGAAAACACUAAAAGGGCCGUGAAGAGAGCUGGAAAAAGAAUUUUUAGGUUAAGUUAACAUUUUGGACAUACGCAAGAGAGUUGCAUGCUACACCUAUAGGUAUAGUAUAUAGGGUGAUUCAAAAAAAUAGUUUUCCAUUUUUUUUUAGUCCCUUAUCAAAAAGACCAUAUUUCAUUAUUAAUCAAUCCCUUAACUAAAUUACUUCAACCAUUUAAAAGAUAUUCAAGACCAAAGUUUGAAGAAUUUAUUAAAAAAAAUUGUUUUAAUAAUUUUGUAACUUAUUGAAAAAUAAUUAUUGUUAAAUAUUAAAUAUUAAGAGUUAAAAUUUAGUGAGCACUUGCUAGAAGUACCUAAGAACCAAUUUUACAGUGUUGGAAGCAAAAAAAUAUUCGAUUUUUUUAAAUCACCCUCUCUUAAGUUAGGUCCAUUACAGAACUAUUAUCUAAAAAUCCUAUUUUCGACUGAUAAAUUGAGUCUGAAAAAAUAGAUCUCACCUGAACGCGGUACAAUACCCCUUCAAUGUUUUGUACAGGGUGUCCACAACUUUUUAAAACUUUUUUUAACAAAACUAUUUUUUACGAAUUAUUCCAUGAAAUAAAUAUUGCUCUUUUCAGUAUGAAAAAUGUAGUUUUGUAACGUAUUUGUUCGUUACAAAUUAAUUGGGAUUUUAUUUAUUCAAAACAAAAAAAAUUGUGUAUUAUAUUUUUGGACAACCUGUACUUGAAGAUAGAUUGCCUGAAUUUUCGGUGCCAGCCAUGAAACCGAGAUGUCUGUGUUGUAUCAACGUGCCCAAAGAAAACAACGAACCUCUUUCCAAAGUCGUCUAGUGGUAAAAAAAAUUAAUCAAAAAAUAUAUUUUUUUGAUUGGGUCGCGAAUCACGCAUACACGACUGUUGUUCGAUAAUUGAAAUGGGUACAAUUUUUUGACUGGACGGAAAAAUGAAAUUUUAAAUUGUUGUAUAAAAAUCCAGUAUAAGCAAUCCAAUGUUUUAUUUGUUUAAAUAAUUUAUUUAUAUAUAAGUACUUUUAAGAGAUGUUUAUUAUUAUUAAUUAUUAUACAUAUAUAGAUUUGAAUGUUAUUGUGUUUGAUGUAAUUGUUGCUGAGAUUAUUAGAGUUAGUUUUGUUGAGAGAAAAGAAACAAUGUCGUUAUCAUUUUGAGAAAUUGUGAAUUUUAAGUCGUUAAAAUUAUACACUCAAAAAUGCAUUCUUUUGUGAUAAGGUUCAAAUACAGCCUUUUUAUUAUUAAUUAUUAUUAGAUUAUUUAUUUUUUACAUAUAAAAUAAAAAUAUUAUCAAAUCACCACGUUAAUUAAUUAUUAAUUUCCCUUUAUUUGAGUACAUAAUAUUAAUGACCUUAUUAAUUGUAGGGAGAGUAAGUGCAUCAAUUGAAAGAGACAUUUAAAAAUUGUAAAAACAGCCAAGGUCCCAAUACUUAAAUGGCAAUAAAAUUGUGUGAGAAUAUCUUAAAAUAAAAUUUUUAUUAUUUUGAUUGUUGCAUGAAACACAAGUGUUGGAAAAUUAUAAUUUUUGAGGAAAACCCGGGUAUUUUGUGUACCACGCAUGAUCUCAAAGCCCAAAAAUGCUGAUCAUCGUUGUCGCGCUACAUUACCUUGAUUAGGACCUGUGUGGGAAUAAAAUAUAUUUUACAAAAAAGUUCCAAUAUAACAUAGGCAUUAAAACUACGAAAACCUUAAACCAGUGUAUGGUCUAAGGUACCAUUAAAUCUUUAAUUUUAUCUUAUUUCAAUAUAAUACAAAAAAUGCUAAAAUUAAUUUGGUACCAGUUACUUUUUUGUAAAAUUUACAUCCUAUCAGCCUUACCAUAUUAUUAAAAGCCAUAAUCUUUUAAUUUUCCCUUAUUCUCUUUUGGGGUAAUUAAUAAAAUGAAUUGGAUGUCAAAAGAUUACCUGCCAUAUACAUACAUAUUUUACAAUCGCUGUGUUACAUUAUAUUUUUUUAAAUUUUGUCUCAAGGAUAAUUUAUAAUCAAAAUUGUAGUUGUUAAUUUUUAUUUCGUUUCUGCAUGGAUAUAAGAUAUGCACUUUUUGUAAGCUUUUGUAUUAUAAAUCUAUAUGAUCUUUUUGAAAUUGUAAAUACUUAUUUCCUACAUUUUAUAAAAAAAAACGGUAAGAUUUAGUUAAUUUUUUUGUGAGAACUGGAAAUUUCAGAACACAUUUCAUUACCUCCUUGUCUUUCAUUUAGUUUUUUGUCAAUCAUCAACAUUUAGAAUAUUUAUAUAAUAUAUUUUUCAGAGUAUUCAUAUACAUGUAUUUUUAACGUUAAGUUAUUAUUCCCUUUGUGUUAAGUUUUAUUGUAUAAUUUUUAGAUAAGAACGUAUUUUAGAGAAAAAUCAUAUUUAUAGAAAUAACAAUUAUCUAUUUAGCAUUAUUUACAAGAGAAAGUGAC
Molecule: messenger RNA, 4249 nt
Organism: Brassicogethes aeneus
Lineage: Eukaryota; Metazoa; Arthropoda; Insecta; Coleoptera; Nitidulidae
Source: the annotation of a GenBank genome assembly